UCGGCCGCGGGGUUGGCAGUGAGGCCGCCCUUAGCCAAGAUGGCUGCUGUUCCCACGUUGCUUCCAAUGGCUGUGAAGGUAGCGUGCCCUUAGCCAAAAUGGCCGCGCUUUGUUCUUCGCCAGGGGCUGCGAGCACGGCGGGCUGCUAGCCCUGGCAGAAGAGUCUGUGCUCCUGGUUUUCCUUAUGUUGUCCCGUAAUGUGUGGCCCCCAUUAUCCAGGGGGCCAGUCCAUGGAGCAGUCUUCUAAAUUUCAGCCAGUGUACUGUGAUAGUAAAGUGCAUCCAGGUUCUAGAUCUCUGGUUCUUUAGUUACUUUUCCUCAAAACUUGUACAUGCUACCUGUGGUUUUAACUUGAUGCUCAGGAGGAAGAACUGCUCAGAUUCUCACACUUUUACCACAUGUACUGGAAUCCUUGUUGUUACUACUACAAUGUCGUGGGUGCAAGCUGCAGUCAGCCGGCCCAGUGAGGAUGUGUUUGAUGAAGAUGCUGAUGAACUGCAUCUAAUGCAGAAAGAAUGGAAGAGCACCAUGGAGAAAAGAGUCAAAGAAGGCUAUAGAGAUGGUGUUGAGGCUGGGAAAGAGCUUUCACUUCAGCAGGGUUUCAAUCGGGGUUACAAACAGGGUGCUGAGAUGAUGAUGACCUGUGGCCAACUCAAAGGGACCCUUAGUGCACUCUUGUCUUGGUGUCACCUUAAUGGACAAAUUUCUGCUUUGCUGAAUAAGAUAAGUAACCUCCUGGCUGAAGUUGGCAAGUAUGAAGAAUAUGUGCUUAAGUAUAUGAAUUCUAUCAGUCCACAGCCCCACCCUGGAGAGUUACUGGAUUCUGUUCAGGACAUGGACCUUGAUCAUACAAUUCCAGUGGAGAAUGAAUUUGAUGAAACUGAAGCUGGAAGACUCUGUGAAAAUGAGUCUGAGUUGAGUGAAAACUCUUGCAGAAGUAAUGGUGGGGCUGACUCCUUGCAUUCUGACAGUUGGAGGAGGACAAAAGAACACACACAUUCUGAAAGGCCAACCCUUGCUUGGCUUAAAGAAGAGACCGUCUGUUUAGGAGAGCAGCUAGGCUUGUCACUGGACAUAUUACAGCAUGUCCAAAAACUGGAAAGUUAACUUUUUUCUUGUGCCCAAUGGAAUCUGAUUCUAAGAAUAAACUUGACAGGCUUGUAUUUUAUUUGUGGCUCAGAAGUUGGUGGUCAUACUAAUCAUUUAAUUUCAUGGGAAUGUAGUGAUCUGAUUCUAAUGUUUCCCUUUAAAACAUAAUAAAACAACCCUUGCUCUCA
Messenger RNA from Mauremys mutica (yellowpond turtle), 1277 nucleotides. It is a transcript of the gene YAE1, whose product is annotated as YAE1 maturation factor of ABCE1. The transcript has 5 exons. Lineage: Eukaryota; Metazoa; Chordata; Testudines; Geoemydidae. The record is from RefSeq and is a predicted model, not a curated record. Bases 355 to 1107 code for a protein of 250 amino acids.